GAAAGUGGAAAAAACAAAGUUGGGAGUGCAGAGAAGAAAAUCUCCCAGCUCUAGACAGUCACUGAAGGCAUCCAGUCUAUUUCUAUUUCUUUUUGUUUUUGUCUUUUUCGUUUUUAUCGGUUCCAGGGAUCGAAUUCACAACUGCCUGCUUUCAAGGCAGGCGCUUAUGCUACUGAGCUAAAUCCCCAGUCCCCCCCCCCCCCUUUUGUCUCUCUGGUCUAUUUCUUGACAAAUUUUUACCAUAUGCUUUUUGGUGACUGUAGCCUGGAGAAUGGGGAGGUGGCAGUGGCUGGUAUCUCCAGCCAGCAGCCACCAUUCUAUGCCAUAGGGUUCCUGGUCUCCAGGAGGUGGGGUUCAUUGCUGUCCCUGUGGCUCUGCUGGGACAGACACUCUGGCUGCCUGAGAGGCGGGAACAGCAGGUAGCUCCGCCUGCAGCCCACCAGGGUCUGUGAAGUGGGUGGGAGGGCUGCACGGGUGUAGCGGGGUGUGGCAUGCUUGCUUCCGGGAGGAGCAGCGCAGGUGCAGUGGCGCAGCCGACAGGUAGGCACUGUGCCCUGGUCCUUGCUGGGUGAUUGAGCUUUGUAGCCCAGGACACAGGCAGCCGAGGUGCAAGGCGUCCACUGCUGGCCCUCCUCCCCUUCCCGGGUUUGGCCACUGGGCGGCUUCCGACCCGGGUCCAGGGAGCCUGAGCUGUCAGCUUGGCUCCCGCCUGCCGCUGCUGGGACCUGCUCUCUUUCUGGAGAUUGCCCCCUCCUGACUAGUAGGUGGGAUGGGUGUGGCUGGAUGGGUUGGAAGUUAGAUAGCAGGUGCCUCUGGCUUAGGAGGACCUGAGAUAAAACCCAAAGGGCAAGUCAAAGGAGGGGGUGUUAAGUCCAGAAUCUAGGGCCGCUGAUAAGGGCUGCUGGAGGCACCAAACACCUGCCCGAAGGCUGGGAUCUUGCACCUGCCCUGUGGGGCCUGGGAGCCAGGUGGGAGGAGUUCACCUCGCCUGCCAGCUGUCAGGAUGCCAGGGCAUCGAAGGCUUGGCCAAGGGAAAGACUGAUCCGGACAGGCCCAGUCCUGGUCAGGCCCAACUUGAGACCCCAAUACCAGGGUAUGGUAGGGUCUCUUCCACACCCAAGCUCUCCUCUUGCUGCCAGGCACCCAUUUCUGCCCCCUCACAAGCGCUCUUACAACUAGCCUUGAAGAUCGACAUCCCCAGUCCUUGUUCUGGCCUGCAGCUAUGUUCCUGCCCACUGGUCCCUAAGUCUGUGCCACCUGACCAGGCCUAGGGUCCCCCAAGCCUGCAGCAGUCCCACCGGCACCUGUCUUCUUCUGGGUUGGAGCAGGAGACCCUGAGCAGCAAUUGCACCCCACUUUCACUUUUUCUACCCUCCCUUAGCUCUGUAGCCCCCAUGGCCAGCCCUGGGAAGCCUGGGGCUGUGGAGGCCCAGGAAAAGGAGGAGAAGGAAGAGGAGGAAGGUGGCUCUGCAGGACACAGCCUGGGUCCAACGGUGCUGCAGCAAGCCCAGGAGCUCUUCCUGCUGUGCGACAAAGAAGACAAGGGCUUCAUCACCCGGCAGGACCUACAGAGCCUGCAGAGCGAUCUGCGCUUGACAACGGAGCAGCUGGAGGCCGUAUUUGAGAGCUUGGACCAGGCCCGAACCGGCUUCCUCACCGCCCAUGAGUUCUGUCUGGGCCUGGGUGAGCUGGGCCUCCUCUCCCCAGGCUUCCUGUGCACCUCGCACAGAGGACUCUUGCUGCCCCAUGUGCAACCCUGCCAAGACCCCAGUGGGGCCAGAACCCAGCUGUCACAACCUAUUCCCAGGGCAACAGGACUAGAAGAAAGAACAAAAACAGGAAACCCGGCCUGGGAGAGGGCAGGAUAUGUGGGGGGAAGUGGAAGGAAGGCCAGUUUGGCAAAGCUGUUCCUAAUCUCUCCUGUACUCGCAGGGAGGUUUGUGGGGCUGCAACUGGCAGAGGCUGUGAGCCCUUCAUGGACUCCAGAGGACACCUUCGAGUCAUCGGAAGCCCAGGGAUUCCGGGGCUCCCUGGGGGAAGAAGGGGAAGAUGAAGAGGACAUGGAACGGUUCUGCGCUGCGCUGGAGCAGCUGGGGGUGGCCCGGGUCCUGGGCGAGCAGCACGCAGUCAGGGCGCUCUGGGUCCGACUGCAGCUCGAACGACCUGAGCUGCUGGGCUCCUACGAGGAUGUCCUGCUGCGCGCGUCCGCCUGUUUAGAGGCGGCGACCCGGGAGCGCGACGGCUUGGAGCAGGCGCUGCGGCGGAGGAAGAGCGAGCACGAGAGGGAGGUACGCGGCCUCUACGAAGAGCUGGAGCAGAAGUUGCAGGAAACUCGGCCGCGCAGGCAGAGCCAGUGGGGCGCCGAGGCUGAAGCGCCUCGUGCACCCCAGAACCCGCCCCGCGAGGAGCGGAGGGGCCGCCUAGAGCUGGAGCUGCAGAGCUGCGAGCAGGAGUUGGAGCGCGCGGGGCUGCGGCAGCGGGAGUUGGAGCAGCAGCUGCAGGCCCGGACCGCAGAACAGCAGGAGGCAGAAGCCCAGCACGCGCAGCUGCGGAGCGCAUUCGAGGCGCUGCGCGCGCAGCUGGAGGGGGCACAGGAGCGGCUCAGUCGGUUGGAGGGCGAGGCGCAGGGACGCCACAAGCAGAUGCAAAGGGACGUGAUCGCAGUCUCCAGGAACAUGCAGAAGGAGAAGCUUAGCCUCUUGCGUCAGCUGGAGCUGCUCAGGGAGCUGAACACACGACUGCGGGACGAAAGGGACGCCUGUGAGGCUAGGCUGCUGGGCAGCAACCACAGGAAGCCCCUGGACACCGCAGGCCUGCUCAGACCCUCCUGCUGCUGCUGGGCUCGGCCGCCCAGACGCGGUUCCGGCCACCUACCCAGUGCCCGGUAACCACCCCGCCUGGACUCCCACAGGAGCUGCCCCUCGAAGUCCACUUGUCCUGGGUGCAGGCUGCCCCUGAGCAUCCCACCAGCUCUAAGCCGUGGACCUCGCGCGCCCCUGCUGUUCUGCACUCUGUCCAGAAAAAAGAAAAAAGUGCACGGCUCAAUAAAGUGCGCACUAUCGUA
This is a messenger RNA of Cavia porcellus (domestic guinea pig), 3064 nucleotides long. RefSeq names its product calcium release activated channel regulator 2B (gene Cracr2b). NCBI's taxonomy places the organism in Eukaryota, Metazoa, Chordata, Mammalia, Rodentia, Caviidae. The transcript has 8 exons. The record is from RefSeq and is a predicted model, not a curated record. Gene Ontology annotation, molecular function: calcium ion binding. Bases 1395 to 2888 code for a protein of 497 amino acids. Gene Ontology annotation, cellular component: trans-Golgi network membrane.